AAGGAAAAAGAAGAAGUAGCACGUUAAUAGUAGGGUGUGUUUCAGAAUAGAGGAGCAAAACUUUUAAUAUUUUGAGACAUGAUUCGAAAUCGAACGUUGGAUAUAUACUUUUGUAAUCCUUUUAGCUGCCGUCGACACACGCGGUCUUGGUAACAAUGUGCGUUCAACGAGGUCGUAUACCCAAACUGGAAAACCUUAAAUCUUGUCAAAAUGGAACUUUAGCGAUAAAUUUGUCAUCGUUAAACAAGCGCAACGCAAGUUUAUUAAUAGCGUAUCCACAACCAGGCACAUGGUACAUUAUUAUUCUUGCUACAUGUUAUACGUAUGGUACACCUGUACCCUGUCAAAUCGAAAAAAUGUCAAUACUACUGAACAUACAUACCAGAAAGUGUACAUUUUCUGACCAAAGUCCUUGCGGUAAUCACGGCAUUUGUCAAGAAAUUCAAAAGAAUAUCCUUCAUUAUGCGACGUGCACGUGUUUUAAAGGUUACACAGGAUGGGAUUGCACCGAUAUUUCGAGUACCGUAUCUGCUAUUCCUCUCAUUAGUGCCAUGCUGCUCGUCAUGAGCAAUAUCUUUUUCGUACCAGCCAUAUAUAUAGCCGUAAAACGAAAGCUAUAUGCAGAAGGGCUGGUGUACUUGGUUACCAUGCUGUUCUCGUCUUUGUAUCACGCCUGUGAUCAAAGUGACGGACAAUUUUGUAUUACAAAGUACGAGAUUUUACAAUACAGCGACUUUUUUUCGAGUAUCUUGGCAUUUUGGGUGACAUUGGUAGCAAUGGCGGAAUUACCGAUUGCUUUUGUACCAUUGUGCCAUAUGACGGGAGUGUUUAUAAUCACUUUUGGGAUGCAACGUGACAGAAUGUGUUUAAUCAGUACAUCAAUACCGCUAUCAUUGGGUAUUAUCAUACCGCUUCUGUUACAGAUUUUUACACACACUUACCGUAUUUUUCAAUCCAAGAAAUGCAAAAAACCAAGCAAAAGGAUACUAUUAGGUUUGCUCUUUGCUAUUACAGGUUUAUUACUUUACUCUUUCAUUGAAACGGAGAAAAACUAUCAAUACGUUCACAGUGUUUGGCACAUUAUCAUGGCGAUAUCGCUAAUAUUCCUGUUGCCACCGGCAAAAUCGCAACACACUACAUCAUUGACAAAUACUUCAUUCAACGAUGAUAGCGAAUCAUGGAAUUGGAAAGAGUCUUAUAGGAUCCCCACAUUUGCGAUAAUUGAUCAGGAAAAUCGAACGAUCGCGUCAAAUUAAUAUAUCAUGUCUGUGAAACAGC
Temnothorax curvispinosus is the source of this 1278-nucleotide messenger RNA. RefSeq names its product transmembrane protein 8B-like. The coding region runs from base 156 to 1256 and encodes 366 amino acids. The transcript has 6 exons. The record is from RefSeq and is a predicted model, not a curated record. Gene Ontology annotation, cellular component: plasma membrane. NCBI's taxonomy places the organism in Eukaryota, Metazoa, Arthropoda, Insecta, Hymenoptera, Formicidae.